CUUCCCGGCCCGGAGCCGCCCCGGCCGCUCGCCUGUCCGCCGUAGCGCCCAUCCCCCUCAGCCAUCCGCCCGGAGAGGUGCGCACUCGGCGGCUGCUCGCCAUGGAGAGAAUCCCGGGCUCCGAGUUCUGCCUCGUUGUCCUGCUGCUCGCGGUGCUGCCUGACUGUGCGCGGGGGACGCCCUGCGCCUGGGGGCGCGGAGAUGCUCGUUCUCUGUGCUAUCAAUUCAACAUCACUCCUAAAGGACAGCCAUGGUGUAAAAUUCAAGGCCAGUUUAAUGGAAACACAUUUCUUAAUGAUACUUGUGGUAGCGAGAAGUUCGAAUUCAUCAGUAUUCAGGAGAUGAAGGUGAAUGAAAGACAGGCCUGGAAUGAACAGACAGACACUCUGAAAUACGUGUUGGAAGAACUCAAAAAGAUCCUGCUUGACAUUGUACCAGAGAUGAUUACAGCUCGUGGGACAGGUCCUCUCUCCCUACAGGGCAGCAUGAUGUGUAAGCAGGAAUCCAGUGGACGCAAGAGUGCAUUAUGGGAGUUUCGAUUGGAUGGACAGAAAUUUCUCCUCUUUGACGCCACGACGGAAAGCUGGAUAUGGGAGCAUCCACAAAGCGGCCCCUUAAGAAAGGCACUGGAUGGUGACAGAAAGCUCCUUGUUACUAUCUCACUUGGAGACUGUGUGAACUGGCUUCAACAAGUUUCAGAAACCCAGGGUGAAGUUCUGGACUCAAAAGCUGCACCAAUCACAGUCCCCGCCCCAGCCACAACCACACCGAACAUAGCCUCAGCUUCACCAGCCAAGACCACAGACCAGUUCAAGACCUGGACCAUCAUUCCCUUCGUAUCUGUGAUUGUCACUGUCCUGAUAAUCCUUUGCAUCAUUGGGUACCAUUACAGAAAAAGAUCGCAGAAGAUGCUCACAUGCUGCUGGGAAUGUGGUCUAGUUCAGAAGGUGUCUCAGCUGUUUGGCUGCCUUUCCAUCUCCAGCUGUUCACCUGUUGACCUCCAGGAGCUGCCUUCCUUACAGCAAAUGCAGAGACUUGCAGAAGGUCGUGAGGAUACAGCAGAUGCAAUGCUCAUGUCCUGUAGUCCAUGAGAUGUUUGGCAACUCUGCACGUUUUUCAACAUUUGGCUCCAUUUUCUCUUGGUGCCAAUUGUUAUAGUUCUUGCAUUUAGUUCUCCAGCUGCUUGAAGAAGAAAUGUAACCAGAGAGAACAUUUCCAGUCUCUCCUUUUGUUGUGGAAAAUGAGGACGAUCUCUACCUCAGGAUCUUGUUGUAGCAAAUGAACGAGAUGCCCUGUGAGACUGCAGGGCCUCAGGGUUUCCUUCUCUGUCCUGGUCAAACCUCACCAUCUUUUAUUGUUAUUUUAUUUAUUAUUUGAUUAAUUAAUUUAAAAAGCCUCACCCGAGGAUAUAUUUUCUAUUGAUUUCUAGGGAGAGUGGAAAGGAAGUAGGAAGGGGUUUCUAGAGAGAGAGAAACAUGGAUAAGGAGAGACACAUGAGUUGGUUGCCUCCUGCAUGUAGCCCUACGGGGGUUGGGGAACCUGCAAAGGGAUGUAUGUGCCCUUGACCAAUCUUUGGGCUGAUGCUCUGUACACUGUCAAAGCAGUCAGGGCCUCACCAUCUUUUAAAGGGGAAGAUGAUGUUUAUGAUGGUUACUUUUAGAAAGUUUUAAACUAUGUAAUGCUACUUAAAUUUAUAUCUCUCUAUAAAGUAAUUUUAUAAAAAUACAAUUCCGUAGGAAUUUUGUUUUAUAACACGCAGUAUUUUAGGUGAUUAUUGUUUGUCCACGUCACGCAGUAAAUGAAACCAGGGAUUCUGACAAAUUACUAUGGAAACAGAAUUUACCACUUUACUGAUAUCAUGGAAUAAAAAAAUCAUAUGGAUCCUAAGGAAUGAGGAUUGUUCUGAUAUUACCAGCACACUGCACCCCUGCAGUGACUUACCUGUGAUUCUGUCCCCACAGACUCACCUCCUUCAGUGGCUGAAACGUCUCUAUUUUAAAAAAAAAGUAUUUUAUUGAUUUUUACAGAGAGGAAGGGAGAUAGAGAGUUAGACACAUUGAUGAGAGGGAAACAUGGACCAGCUGCCUCCCACUGGGGAUUGAGCCACAACCAAGGUACAUGCCCUUGGCCAGAAUUGAACCCAGGACCCUUCAGUCCAAGGCUGAUGUUCUCUCCACUGAGCCAAACCGGUCAGGGUGGAAACAGCUCUACUUCUCAAAGCUGUUUAAUCCGCUCAUAACAAAGAAUCGCCAUCCAGGAUAUAUAAAGAGCUACAAAUAAAUUAGAUCCCACCAAAUUGUUCAAAUAUGUAAGAGAAAGGUUGUGAGGAGUCCAAGGAAAAUAAAUUUUUAAAAAUAACCCAGCUAUUUUAUUGGAUGUGCUUUGGCUCCAUGGAUGAGGGGUUGUCUUCAGUCACUCGGAACAUUUGAUUCUGGUGUUUCCCUCUUGGCAUGAGAUGCCCGUCAUUUUCAUUUCAUUUCUUUUUGGAUCUUUAUAUCAUGAGGCACAUUAUUAUUGAUUAUUAUCCAUAUCAGUCGACUUCCUCCGUGCUCUUGU
Molecule: messenger RNA, 2556 nt
Organism: Myotis daubentonii (Daubenton's bat)
Lineage: Eukaryota; Metazoa; Chordata; Mammalia; Chiroptera; Vespertilionidae
Product: UL16 binding protein 3
Exons: 5
Coding region: 102-1091 (329 amino acids)
Biological process (GO): immune response; antigen processing and presentation of endogenous peptide antigen via MHC class Ib; positive regulation of T cell mediated cytotoxicity
Cellular component (GO): external side of plasma membrane
Source: RefSeq, a predicted model, not a curated record